UGAUAUCAAUUCAUUUAUAGCAUCCCGAUCUCAGCAUCAGUCUGUAGCUGAACAUGUUCAUGUGAUAUGGUACGGUCAACCUGAACAAUACUUGCCAUAUACGAGCCUCCAACUCUCAUUCCAGGUACUUUCUCGCGGCAGACCAAGGGGAACUAAUGGAAGCACAGGCGUUCUUUUCUGUCCCACAUGAAUUGCCUGUCGUGGUCAUCUUCACUGGCUUGGAUGAGUUCGUGAGAAUAGAACUGCAGAAAAUUAGCGACAGCGAAAGCGAUGUCCCUCAGGCUGACGAAGAAGAGACCGAAGAAGAAGACCCUGAAGAACAAGCUAUGUCAAGAGCUAUGGAGAGGUUUGGCACUCAAUACAAACACAAAUUGAUGAUAAUGCAGUACCCUCCCAAAGAAGUUGUCGCGCUGUCUGAGCCCCACAAGUCAGAUCCGAAAGACAGCCGGUUCUCUGGGUUGGUUGCGGCAACUUUGGAGUGUCUUAGAGUCAUAGGCGAGGUACCGAAAGACGAUCCCCGCCGUCGUGUGGAAACCCUUUUUAUAGCCGCGCAAAUGGCAGAUGUUAGACCCAAACGCCAUUUGUCGCUGUCGUAGGUGUCGGCUCUCGUUUGAAUGUGUUCAGUAACUAAUAGUCGUCUUUACGCAGAUCUGGAUUUCCAAGUCAGUACUAAUCUUCGUUACCUUGCCUAAAUUCAUUCUUGACAUAUCUUAUUGAUAGCCAUUGUCGGCGAGAAGUAUGAACUAAUGCCAUCAUCAAAUCGUCGCCUCAGACAGAGGUUCAGAGAGAUCUGGGGUCCAUCCUUACCAGUCAAGACAGUCCGUACAUAAUCUUUCAUCAUACUGUCUCAGAAAGCUGAUUCGGC
Molecule: messenger RNA, 865 nt
Organism: Suillus subalutaceus
Lineage: Eukaryota; Fungi; Basidiomycota; Agaricomycetes; Boletales; Suillaceae
Exons: 3
Coding region: 156-596 (146 amino acids)
Source: RefSeq, a predicted model, not a curated record